CUGUUUAAUCAUAAUGUUGAUGACGCACCAGUAUGAUGCUACAAAAUCACUCCACCGUAAAAAGAAAGAACUUUGGGCAGAUACCGGGUGCAAGAUAUCAACUUGCAAGGAACAGACGCCGGAAAGGGGAAAAACAGUUGACCGCCUCCUCAACUUGGCAGGGUAACAGGAGAGCGCGCUGUGAGCGGGCGCACGUGAGGACCGCACUCGUGCGCGCGCCGCGGACGAAGCCGCUUCCUAUUUUGAAUCCGGAACGUUAACCGUUCCUUUUUCAAAUAUUACAAGCAAUUCAUUCGCUUCUUGAUUUCCGUUAUCUUUGUGCUGGUGAUACAAACUAUUUUGAGGAUUUAGUGCCAGUGUGUCUGUGGGAUACUUCGUGCUCAGAUAACGAAGCAAUUCAUUACUGACCGCAGUUUGGAAAUGGAACAUUCAGUCGGUCGAUUUUAUCAUUAAUUGACCUGUUGCAUUGGACUGGUGUUCAACUGGCAGAUUUGUGAUUGUGACCGACACGUUGACAUUAUUAUUACAUAAGUGUAGUGUUUGAUUUCUUCGGAUUACACCGGUUUCUUCAACUCGGCUGUAUAGCCUUGAUGUCAGUCCGCCCCCAAAGUAAUGGAUAGCCACAGCAGAUCCGCGUCGCCGCGAGACCCGCCGCGGCCGCAGCACCGGCCGCCGUCGCCGCCGUCGCCCACGCCCCAAGGCUUCGACAACAGAGCCUACUCCCACGACGAGGCCGACCCGAACCACAACGACUCUUUCACCUCCAACCCCCCGCAGCAGAAUGGACACAGCAAAGAACCAAACGGAGACACCAAAACGUUAGAAGCCGUCAACCUUGAACUGAUCAACCUCACACCCAAAAAUGGCAGCAAGAAGAAAGAUGUCGAAGUGGACAUGAACGCCACGAACCCUUACGAUGAAUACUUCGUUCCGGUGAACGAGCACAGAAAAUAUAUGAGAGGGGAGAAAUUGUACGUGACAGCAGAUAAACGCGGUGAGAAAGGAGGCUGCAAGCGACCUCUCUGCUGGACACUCUUGGGGCUGGUGAUCGCAGCGAUAGUAGCACUGAUAGUUCUAGCAGCUACCGGUGUGCUUUUCACGAACUCCCCAACCACCGUGGAACAAUACAACUCAUCUGUCAGCAAAGCGCGUGCUCUCGGCGGCCUCGGAAGUUUCAAUGACGACACACCCGCCGUUGAUGUCCACGACCACAGCCAUCACGACCACAACCAAGACGACCACGUGCACGAUGACCACCUCGACCACGCGCAUCCAGCUGAGACCACCACGCAACAAGCAACGCAGAACGACGAGGCUCUCGACAGUAACUUGGGAUCCGACGAAGUCACAGACUCUUCUAUGUAUGUUCCUCGCACUGUGGAAGGUGAAUUGAGAAUCGAUAAUGAAGAGUACACUCCUGAAAUGCAAAACCCUGACAGUUCAGAGUAUCAAGAGUUUGCUUCCACCUUCAGUGAUGCACUAAAACGGGCUCUUUUCGAUAGGAACACCAUAGAAAACGGAAAUAACGACAUCACUGUUGAAGUCAUUGAAAUCAAGAAGGGAUCGUUAUUAGUAACAUACAGAAUACACUGGACUCCGAAACUAAACGCAGAAAGCAGCGAAAAUUUAUUGACAGCAAAAUCGUUACAGACAAAACUGAACGAUUAUCUUUCCAGAAACGACAGAAUGAUUAGUACUUACCAUGUGGCUGAAGAUAAAAUUACAUCAAGACCAGUUCUGGAUUUAUGUAAAUUUAGUAAUAACGAAUGUCAGUACAACUGCGAAUUUGAUGAUACUAGUUUAGAUUUUACAUGCACGUGCCCACCUGGUAAAAUUUUAGAUAUUGCAAAUCCUAAAAAGUGCACUACACUUUUCCCGAACUCCGAGCAAACAGUUUUCGAUGAAGAUAACAAGCAGAAGGACGUGAGUCUCGAAACAAGUACAAAUCCUAGCACAACAAAACCUGUUUCAGAAAACGAAAAGCCAGAUGAUUUUGAAUCUGUAAUGACCUAUUCACAAAAUUCAUUCCAUAAAACAUAUGACACUGAUACAACAACGGAAAAUCAGAACAUCGAGCGUCACAAUAGUCAUGCGCCUGAACCAGAAGCUGAGCCAAGACCAGAGCCUACAUCAGAACCAGAACCUGAACCAAGCACAGAGACUAACGGGGUGAAAGGUUUACACGCUGAAAUCGAUGAGCCAACUUUUAUAAUGACAUUUGAACCAUCCGCUGAACCUUCUGCCAAACCUACUACUGAGGCAGCUGCUGAACCUACCGCUGAACCAUCUGCAGAACCUUCGCCUGAACCAACCGACGAACAGUCCGGCAACUCAUACAGCGAUUUACUUGUAGAACCAGUGGCCGAACCGACCGCUGAACCAGCUGCUGAGCCAAGCGCAGAACCCAGUACUGAGCCAUCCGCUGAACCAGCUGCUGAGCCAAGCGCAGAACCCAGUACCGAGCCAUCCGCUGAAGCAGGUGCAGAACCUAUCGCAGAACCAGCCGCUGAGCCAGCAGCUGAACCAACCGCAGAACCAGCUGCCGAACCAACUGCCGAACCUUCCGCUGAACCAACCGCGGAACCAACUGCCAAAUCAAAUACCGAAUUUUCUGUUGCUGCAUCAGUUAAAUCUGCAACUGAGCAAUCAUCUGUUCCAAAGCCUGAACCUACGGCUGAACCAACAGCUGAACCAACGGCUGAACCCAAUCCCAGUUUAGAACAAAGCCCAUCAACAGAAACUCUACCAGCCACACCGAAUUCUAAUAGCAGACUUCCAUCAGAUAUGUCAAUUGAACCGGAACCUACUUUAGAACCUACGCAAACGAACAUAGACCACCUUAUGCACAUACACUCAAAUUUGCCUGAAUCAGAGGCUACUACUGAACCAGAACCGACAUCAGAACCUGAAACAAUACAAGAUUCGAUUCAACAUAUGACAUCGACAGAACUUGGAUUGCAUAUACCAGGUGCAAUUGAUGAAUCAGACGAAAGUCAAGAAACUGAACCAACUUUUCUCGAAGUAAAACCAAAUAUUUAUAAAAAUGAAUUUGUCAUUGAUAGCGAAACGACUAAGACAAGUGACAACGAAACUCAAUCGAAUAGCAAACACCAUUUGCUGGAAACCAAAAACGAAACUGAAAUAACUACAGAAAGCGAUUGGUUAGAUAGUAGUCAGGGCAUUAUAAAUGUACAUAGACUUGAUGAAUUCACACAGUCUAGAUCAUUUUCAUCAGAUGAUAAUGAAAUAUUAGAUGAAACUACGACAAACAGAGAAAACAAUAACGAGGAUAUUUCUUUUAAUAAUCUAAUAAAUAGAAAUGUGGCCGUUUCAAAUGAAAAAACUACUAUUGUAAAUAACGAGGAAAUGACUACAAUGCCAUCUAUGGAAUACAGCGAAACUACGUCAGUUUCAAUGACCACACCUGCACCGAUAGUAACAUCAAAUUAUACUAACAGUGAGGUUAAGAUUCCUACUGAAAGUGAAACUAAAACAACUACUACAGUAGAACCAUCUAAAUCUAAUGAGGAUAUUUUAGUUCGUACUACUACAGCAGAACCUGAAGUAGGCACAAAAUUCUCAUUAAACAAAUUAAAUAAUUCUGAAGAAGAUAAAUACUUGAUGGAUGCUCUUAAAACUAAGACAGAAAAUCCUACAACAUCAGAAUCUGUUACUACAGAGAAAAGCGGACAAGAUGAUAAUAUGGAUAUAACGUUUGAAGACAUCAAAGCACCAGUUCUUUACAAUCGGUCUUCAAAAUCAAUAUUUGGUGAAAACACAACAACGCAAGGAACAGAAGAUAUAAACACGACAACCGAGUCAGACUGGCUUUUUGAGAACGUAACAGAAAUCCCAUAUGAUGACGACAUGAACAAAGUGAAAAAAGCUCUAACAACCGAAAGUCCCAUAAGCAAGACAGAUGAGUUAACAAAUCAGAGUGAUUUUGAACCUGAUUACUUCAAUAAUAUGGGCACUACUAACAGUAAAAUGGCUGAUACAGACGUGCCUAUUUAUGGUAUGGUACAAGAUUAUGAUGGCGACUUAAGAGUUAAAAGAGUUGAUGAAGAUAAAGAAACAAACACCACACCAGUAAUGUUAGUGGAAUUGGUGACAAAACCAGAUUCCAGAGAAACUACUACGGAAGGUAAGCUGCUCAACAAAGUUGAAACUACAACGAUAAGUGACUACAUUUACAAAACUACGGGACGAGAUAUUAUUGUAGCAUCACCAGAACCGCAACCAGCUCCUGUAUGGGAACAAUCUGAACCAGGUAUGGACUUUUCUGUUAAAGAAUUACAGUCAGAUUCAAACAAGAAUUCUGAGAUGACAUUAAGAAACAUUCCUGACGAAACAACAACCACUCCCGAAAGUACUAAAAAAGAUUUAGAAACUAAUGGUCGUGACGGCAGCAAAAAUGUUACACAGAUCAGUAACUUAAAUGUCAAUGUGUACGAGGUGUCUAGUCAUAAACAAAAUGAAUCCUUUUCGACUACAGGCACUAAUUCCCACUCAGCAGAACAAGAAGAACAGGAAUCUGAAAAUCCUUUCUUACCAGAAGUAGAAAACAAUAAACAUCUUGUUAAAAAAUUGCAAGAAGGUCAUGAUUUAGAACCAAAUAGUUUGAAUGAAACACAAAAUGAAAACCUGGAUAGUAUGUCAGACACACAAGUUUCGUCAAGUAAUGAAGCAGUAACGAUGGUUACAGAAAAAAGUGAUAAUACUACUGAGAUAAUUGAAAACAAUAGCACUGAUAACCUUAGCAAUGAAUCGGAACAAGACAAAAUUGAUAGGAUGACAAAUAAUGCAGAAAUAUCAAAAUGGGAAAACACAAAGAUGAAUGUUAGUAAUGGUAUGGAAUCUACUUCGGCUAUAUCAUCGUUCCUGCAAGAUACUGAUGAUUUAGACUCAAACUUUGUAACAACCACUGCGGAAUCGAAUUCAGUUCCAGAAGACCUCAGCGUGAUUCCUGUCGGUAAAAGCGUUUCCGAGAAAGAUUCAUUAAAGAACCUAGAUAAAGAAGCUAAUCAAAAUCUAAAUGACAUCACUAGUGAUUCAACAAAAAAUAGUGAUAGGACUCAAAAAGUUAUAAGUAGCAAACAAAAUUCUUUACUAGUUUAGAUAGUUUUGUACAGUAAGUUUUUAAUUGCUGUUAUAUUUCCUGUGAUUCUAUCGUAACUGUCGAACAAAUAAUUUGAACAAACAGUUUACACCAAUGUAAAUGCAACAGUCAUAUUGGUAUUAAAUGUAGGUACUAAUCUACUGUGUGAAUACAAAUGUAUCACUAAAUGGUGCCUAGCCUACCUACGUAAUGAGGAAUAUUAUCGUUGAGUAUGUCGACAUACCCAUAAUAUUUUAUUAGACUAGUCAAUCUAGGAAAGUCAUGUCAACUUGAGGUUUAGAUUUAUUUAUUGCUUCGAUAUUAUUGCAGAUUGGUGCAAAAGCUAACUUUCGCAAUUUUCUGAAUUUCCGUAACCGUAUUAUAAAUAUUUUCUCACGCACAGGAGAAAUUUUAGAGCAUAUUCCUACUAUAAAUUGUUACCAGAACUAAUGUAUAUUGUAGUUAUUUUAUCCAAAAUUACGGGACAUCAUGAAUGAUUGAAAUAUUAUAAUAUUACUAUGUGAUGAAUGAAAUAUGAUUCUGCCAUGCUGUAAUGUGAUAACUCGCAGAUAUAUGGACAAUCCAUUCGCACUUAUUUUAACUUAGAGGGUCUGACUGUAAUAUAAUAAUUAAAGUAGUAGUUGUUAACUAAGAUAUAUUUUGUAUAAAUGGUUGAAAUUGUAAAGAAUUACGUUGUAAAUAAAUUUUAAGUUAAAUACAGAAUUAUUUGUAUCAUUUAUACGUUAGUAACAUUUUAUAACAUCGCAAUAUCAUCCUUAUUCAGACAUCUUAUUUUGACUGUUUACUUUGAAUACAGUUAUAUUGAUACAAAUCAAUUAUAAUUAUGGAUAUUUAAAAAAUAAGUACAUUACUGCUUAAGGGUCUGUGCACACGACGUUUUUAAACGAACAGACACUACGUAAUUUACGCGUAUUACGAUAUUACGCAAAAAAGACGGAUUGCUAUCGCACAAUUGUAUCAUUAUUAACCUACACAAUGUAACACGUGAACGCUGAUAUUCUGAUUGUUUAAGCGUCGUGAUAAUACGACCUAAACGCAGGGCCGUGGCUAGGAGGAGGAAUUAUAGGACAAUGCCCUACAUUUAUUAGCGCUGCCCUAUCUUAAAUACAACUCUGGCUAUGUCCCUGCCCAAUCCCCGUAACAUGAGCACCACGAUUUACAUUAUAUCACUUUUUUUAUUUCGUCUAACUGUCAAACUGCAUAGUUAUUUGACAAUUGAGCGUGAUAAAA
Molecule: messenger RNA, 6349 nt
Organism: Chilo suppressalis (striped riceborer)
Lineage: Eukaryota; Metazoa; Arthropoda; Insecta; Lepidoptera; Crambidae
Source: the annotation of a GenBank genome assembly